CACCACAUUCACCCCACGCAUGCAUCACAGCCACAAUUAACACAACUUUAUCACAAUACAAUUCACAGGUGAGCGCCACCAUUUUGGUCCUUCGAGCCGGAUGGCUCUAGGACAAUUAAUUGAUAACACGUAUAAUUCACAGGUACGAAGAACAAUCAAAGACGUACACAAGGACAACACAGAAUAUUAAAUAAUUAACAUUUAUCACACAUAUCUACAGGUGAGCGCCACCAUUUUGACCCUUCGAGCAGUUUGAUCAUCGAUCGUUUGAUACAUCGAGAUCUUCAACUCCUACUGGGCUAGCGACUACCACAAUACAGUCCACUUACCUACGCUCUACCAGUUAGUCUAUCGCUGUGCCCUUUGCCCUCCCAAGAAGCAUCAUGCCGGCCAAGACAGCAUCCCGCGCAAACUACAAGGGGCAGCUCACUAAGGUGAAACGUGCCAUCGAGAAGUACAUGAUGAACUUCGAUGAGCUGAAGCAACCCACCGCAGGAGCUGAUCUCACCAAGCUGCUAGAGGAAGUUGAUCAAAUUGAAGCCAAGUUCUCGGACAUCCAAACCCAGAUCAUUGCAGAGGCUCCUCCAGACUUGAAGGAGAAGGAGAUGCAAGACAUGGCCACCUUCGUUGAGGAUUGCAACAUGGUCCAUUUUGAGAUCACCAAGCUCCAUGCUAGACGGAAUGAGUUGUGCAAUCCACCAGUGACUGCACUGCCCAACACAUCCGAUGCACUUCAGCAGGUUAUGCAGCUUGUUCAGACUCAAUUCAAGGAAGUUAUGCAGACUCAUCGUGAGGACAUGGAGACUGUGCUCAGCAAUUCUAUGCAGCAUAGUAUGACGUUUCAACAGCCUACGGGAGCUUCGGGAGUGGCAAAAUUGGAGCCCUUGAAGGUUCCCACAUUCAGUGGGGUUUAUUCGGAGUGGAAAUCCUUCCAGGAUUUGUUCACUUCCAUUGUGCACAACAAUACGCAUUUGACUGGUGCCCAGAAGAUGCAUUAUUUGAAGCUCGCUCUGCAAGGAGAGGCAUCGUUGACCAUCGCUCAUUUCGGCAUUUCGGAUGAGAAUUACUCAGUGGCAUGGAAGAUGGUUCAGGAUCGCUACGAUGACAACCACAAGAUCGUCAAUUCUCACAUUGAGACGUUCUUAAAGCAAUCAGCGGUAGCACAGCCGUCAGCAAGUGGUCUUCGGAAGCUAUUCACCACAUCAGCAUCCAUUCUUCAGGCCAUGGAGGCCCUGAAGGUCACACAGAGGGAUCCCUGGUUGAUUCACAUCAUCAGAGAGAAGCUAGAUGCCGAGUCACAAGUGCUGUGGUCCAGAGAAAUCAAUGAUGACAUCCCCACAUGGCAGCAGUUCGAGGCGUUCCUGCACAAACGAUGUAAGUCACUUGAAUUAUGUUCUCCCCCAAUACCAAAGUCCAAUCAAAAUUCAAAUCAAAAGCCAAAGCCCAAAAAUGAGAAAUCUCGAGGUUCUUGCUAUACCGCCCAAUCUCAAUCAAGUCAAAAAGUGUGCCCAUUUUGCAAGAAACCCAAUCACAAAUUGUUCAGAUGCCGAGAUUUUCUCUCUCAAACUGCCUCGAAAAGACUAGAGAUCACCCAAUCCCUCAAAAUGUGCCAGAAUUGCCUAUCUGACACACAUGCUACAACCGAUUGUUCGUACUCAUUAUGCAAACAAUGCAAUCAAAAACACAAUACCCUGUUGCAUGAAGCAUUUGGUUCCCCCUUACCUUCUGGUUCGCAAUCCACGGGAGUAGACAGCUCCACAGGAACAGUUUGUUGUGCCAAUGUUAUGGGAGACAGCUCGCUACACGUUUUAUUAGCCACUGCUCAAGUCAAGCUGCUGGAUGAUGACAACAACGAGCACUCCUGUCGUGUGCUACUUGAUGCUGGCUCACAGUUCAAUUUCAUCACGACCCAUUUGGUGCAGAGGCUUCGACUCAAGCUGAAUCCCGCGGAGUUCAUCAUCAAAGGCAUAGGGUCAGUGACUCAGAUUUCCAAGCACAGGACUGAUGUCAGGCUUCGGUUGAACCAAGAUGUCUCAGAAAUUGGUUGUGCGGUUGUCAAGAAAAUCACAGGGAAUCUGCCCAAUUGUUUCAUAGAUAGAGAGUCGUUCACAAUCCCUGAUUCAAUCCAAUUGGCUGAUCCAGACUGGCAUCGCAAUCAGCCAGUUGACAUGCUCAUUGGAGGAGAAUUCUUCUGGCAUUUCCUCAAAGACCAAACCAUCACUCUUGGCCCCAAUGCUCCACUCUUGAAAGAUAGCGUGUUCGGAUGGCUGGUCGUAGGACCACAUUUCAACAAACCAACUGUGAAUUCCAAGUCCAUAGGGCAGUGCAAUGUGGCUACAUCAAUGGCUAGUAUGGAGGCCACCAUGCAGAAGUUCUGGAAGGUUGAGGAAGUACCGAAGCGCCAGGAGAAAAUCAGUGAGCAAGAUGAGGCUGAGAAGAUCUUCCAAUCUACCACUACACGUACAGAAGAUGGUCGAUACAUGGUUACCUUGCCAUUCACAGAAGAAAUCAAAGAAUUGGGGAACAAUAGAAGUUCGGCUACUCACCAGUUUCUGCAAUUGGAGCGACGAUUGGACAGGAAUAGUGAUCUCAAGGCAGAAUACACAAAGGUCAUCCACGAGUACCUCAGCUUGAACAUCAUCGAGGAGGUUCCAGCUUGUGAGUUAGACCGGCCAUCUUAUUAUCUACCUCACCAUGCGGUAGUCAAAUUGCAUGCAAUCAGCACGAAGCUCCGAAUAGUUUUCAAUGGGAGUGCAAUCUCUCAAACAGGACGUAGUCUCAAUCACUGUCUCCGGAUAGGUCCCGUGGUUCAGCCUCCUCUAGUUGAGAUACUAUGGAGAUUCAGAAUUCAUCAAUUCGCUCUCACAUGUGAUGUUGUCAAGAUGUAUCUUCAAAUACUCAUGUGUCCAGAACAUCGAGACUACGUACGAUUCAUGUGGAGAGACCACAAGACAGGCGACAUCCGACACUUUCGCUUCCGCACAGUUUGUUUUGGGCUUGCCUCUUCGCCAUUCUUAGCGACGCGAACACUCAUCCAGCUCGCAGAGGAGGAGGGACAUCUGUUUCCACUCGCAGCCAAGGCAAUCCGGGAGUGCUUUUAUGUCGACGACUGCCUUGUGUCAUUACCAAGUAUAUCUGAUCUCAUUUUGUUGAGAGAAGAACUCAUUCAGCUCCUAGGCAGAGCACAGUUUCAGUUGGCCAAGUUCAAGUCAAACUGCCCAUCGGAAACAGACGACAAUGGAGAUAGUCAGUCACAUGACCUUGCCGAUGACACCGUGAAGACUUUGGGAUUGAUUUGGAAUAGCACUUCAGACACUUUCCAAUUCAACUUGUCGGAUAGCAUUCCCACGGAGAAUGUCACCAAGAGGCAGAUGUUGUCAGCCAUCGCAAAAAUCUACGAUCCUAUCGGACUGAUAGGGCCUAUCAUCUCACAUGCCAAGCUCAUGAUGCAGGAGGUAUGGCUUCUGAAAGUAGAUUGGGAUACUCCAGUACCAAGCGACUUACAGCAUAAAUGGUCAACAUUCAUCAAGGACCUACCUUCCAUUGAGUCACUACGAAUCCCCAGGUGGAUUUCCAGCAUUGCUUCCCCUACACAUGUGGAAUUGCAUGCAUUCGCUGACGCCAGCUCCGUAGCGUACGGAGCCGUCAUCUUUUAUGUAUCCGAGGAUGCUAAUGGACACAAGUCAUCCAGGCUCCUCACCUCAAAAUCCAAAGUUGUGCCAUUGAAGGACAAGGAGACCGAGGAUCCUGCCAUCACCAUUCCCAAGGCAGAAUUAUGUGCAGCCAAGAUGGCAGCGGAGUUGAUGUCGAGUGUCUCUGAAGCGUUGGGUGUUACUCAAUGUUUCUAUUGGACGGAUGCAGCAGUGGUUCUGUACCAAAUUCACACACCGUCGGAGAAACGAGAGAUAUUCGUCAGAAACAGAGUCCGGGACAUUCUGAAGUUGACAAAAGCAGAAGAAUGGCGCCAUGUCGCAUCAGCUGACAACCCCGCAGACCCGCUUUCACGAGGAUGUUUGGCUUCCCAGGCUGUCACAAACACUUUAUGGUGGUCAGGGCCCGAAUGGCUAGUACAGGGUAGUGAUCAUUGGCCAGCAGCAUUCGAUCCCAAAACUUUCUCAAUGGGGAGGAAGCCUGCCGUUGCGUUGACCUCCACAAAUGCAAUGUCACCAGCGCACGACACCAAUGAUUCUCUCCACUCAAUCCUUCACAUGCGCAUCAGCACAUUUACUCGUAUGCAGCGGGAACAACUUAUGGGCGAUUUGCCUGAGCAUAGAUCAUCAAAAUUAGCUGCAUUCACCGCUACAGGCAUGGACUUUGCGGGGCCAGUGCUCCUGAAGACGGGAAUUCGCAAGGGCACAACCACCAAAGCAUACAUUCUGGUGUUAGUGUGUAUGUCAACAAAGGCGAUACACCUUGAAUUGGUGAGUUCUUUGACCACAAAUGCAUUCAUCGCCGCGCUCCGUCGAUUCACUAGCAGACGUGGAGCACCAAAGUACAUUUAUUCGGACAAUGCCAAGACAUUCGUCGGGGCAGACAGAGAAUUGAAGGAAUUACUCGCUUCAACGGAGUACACCGACGAUGUUGGAAAUUUCAUGUCCGGAAAAGGAAUCCAGUGGCGUUUUCAGCCUCCAAGAGCGCCACACCAUGGAGGUUUAUGGGAGGCGGGAGUCAAGUCCUGCAAGUAUCAUCUCAAAAGGAUCGUGGGAGCUACGCCGUUGAAUUUUGAGGAGAUGACUACCGUACUGACGCAAAUCGAGAGUGUUCUGAACAGUCGGCCGUUAGUUCAGCUGCCCACAAGUUCCGAUAUGCCCGAUCUAACGUAUCUCACGCCGGGGCAUUUUUUGGGCUUAGAAGGAGCGGCCCAGCUGCCAGAUCCCACGCUUGAGCAUCUGUCGAGCAACAGAGUGAGCAGAUGGCAAUUGUGUCAGAAAUUGCAGCAGGAUUUUUCGAAGAGAUGGAAGGAGGAGUACCUGACAACUUUGCAAGUCAGGACGAAAUGGAGUAAGGAAUGUGUCAAUCUACAGGUUGAAGAUGUAGUGUUGUUGUACGCCGAUCAUCUGCCAUCUCCAGGUUGGCUGCUGGGAGUAGUCAUGGAAAUAUUCCCAGGAAAGGAUAAUCGUGUACGGGUAGUCCUGGUGAGGACAUCGAAAGGGACAUUCAAGAGGCCGAUUACAAAGGUUGUCAAAUUGCCCAUUGAAGAUGAGCAAUUUCCCGCGGAGGAUGUCGCCGCUUAG
Messenger RNA from Lutzomyia longipalpis, 5234 nucleotides. RefSeq lists its product as uncharacterized. The transcript is spliced from 4 exons. Lineage: Eukaryota; Metazoa; Arthropoda; Insecta; Diptera; Psychodidae. The record is from RefSeq and is a predicted model, not a curated record. Bases 384 to 5234 code for a protein of 1616 amino acids. Gene Ontology annotation, biological process: DNA integration. Gene Ontology annotation, molecular function: nucleic acid binding.